Messenger RNA from Podarcis lilfordi (Lilford's wall lizard), 14889 nucleotides. NCBI's taxonomy places the organism in Eukaryota, Metazoa, Chordata, Lepidosauria, Squamata, Lacertidae. The record is from the annotation of a GenBank genome assembly.
CUCAAGGCAGUGUACAGGACUUCUGCCCCUCCCAUGUUUUGUCCUCGUAACUACCCUGAAAGGUAGGUUAAGCUCAAAUAUAGCAACUGACCCAGCUCUUCCAGAUCCUUGGAGAGAGAGGGUACAGUGGCAGUUGAGGUAGUUUAGAUUCACAGUCCAGACAUUGGCCCUCUUGUCUACCUUGUGGCAAUAAAAGGACAGAAAGAAAAGGUUAAAAAGAGCACAUCCCUUGACACUCCGUCUAAAACAAGCACAGGCAAACUCGGCCCUCCAGAUGUUUUGGGACUACAACUCCCAUCAUCCCUAGCUAACAACCAGUGGUCAGGGAGGAUGGGAAUUGUAGUCUCAAAACACCUGGAGGGCCAGGUUUGCCUGUGCCUGCUCUAAAACUUAUGUGCCCUGCUUUGUUUUCAGGAGGGGAAACUAGAAAAAUUAAUGCUGUGGCCUACCUGUGUCCAUUUUACUUAGUAUAGUGGUACCUUGGUUCUCAAACUUAAUCUGUUCUGGAAGUCCAUUCCAAAACAAAGGCACACUUUCCCAUAGAAAGUAAUGCAAAAUGGAUUAAUCUGUUCCAGACUUUUAAAAACAACCCCUAAAACAGCAAUUUGACAUGAAUUUUACUAUCUAACAAGACCAUUGAUCCAUAAAAUGAAAGCAAUAAUCAAUGUUCUGUACUUUAAAAUACAUAGGACAGCAUUGUAGAUGAUAAAAAUUAAAAUUAAUUUCUUUUCUUACUUGCACUGGUGAUAUUCAUUGUUUGGAUGGGGAGCUUUUAUCCAUUUCCGCAGUCACACAAUCAAUCAAUCAAUCAUAUAACGAAAAACAAGCCACAGUCACAAAAAUGAAAAAGCCACACAAACAAAAAUGCAAAAAAAUAGCAAAAACAAUAGCAUCAAAUAUCACUUCAGAACACUGCAAUCAGAAACGGAAGGCUUUAAUUACGAUGGGGGUGGGGACUCAAAUGAGCAGCGCAAGGGCAGAAGCGAGAGGAAAAAAGGCUUGAUUACGAUGCGGGGGACUCAAACAGUGAAAACGGAAGCUCAGGAGCAUGUUCGGCUUCCGAGGCAAAGUUCGAAAACCGGAACACCUACUUCCAGAUUUGCAGGUUUCGAGUUGUUUGGGAACUAAGCUGUUUGAAAACCGAGGUACCACUGUACUGAUUUCAAAAGCCAGUAACUGCCAACUGCCAGGUCACAGGGCCUGUGAAUGUGUGUUCGUGAGCCUAAAACUGAAUUGCAUGUGGACCACUCUUAACUCUGUGGAACUAGACAAAUAUUCUUGUUUCCCCAGAAAGUAUUUAUCCCACCAUUCUGUGGAGUGCUGUGCACUGCUCAGAGGUCUGGAAAGAUGUGUAUAAUGCUCUGAUUGGCUGCGUAGUUCUGAGGGAGCUUUCUCUCUGUAUGUUUGGCUGAAUGUAUUCCUGCUCUGUGGAAGGCCUGAGGUGAGCGAGACAAAACCUUAUGUCUUCUCAAAUUGUACGCUGUUUUUGCUCUGUAAAGUGUUAAUCAGAACUAUUUGCUCUGGAUUUGGGGUGUGGUAUUUAAGUGACUUUGCCAACGGUCCACAGCCCCUUAAGUUGUGAUCUUCUUUAUAGAUUGUCUUUGAAUGAACAUCUUUCAUCUGCUGCCAUGGAGUCAGAGAGCAUCAUGAUCCUUUAUGAGGACAAUUCUGUAGAAGUGCACUAUGUGGAUGGAUCCAGGUUGCUGCUUUCUCCUUGUGGGUCUGAGUUUUUAUUUGAGAAAGCCAUUCCUGCCUCUGCCCAUCCCAUACAGCCAGCAGAACGGAUUCGCCAGAGGACGCAAUUUGCUAUCAGCAUCUACAGGGUAAACUAGAACAUUUUUCUGAAUAAGCAGAGUUCCAAGAGAGAGAGAAGGGGUUAUUGUGGGAUAAUAAAUAUCCGACAUCUUUCAGCCCAUACGUUAAGACACAAAUGGGCAACCAUUUUCAGCCUGUAGGUUGCAUUCUCUUCUGGGCAACUUUUUAGGGACUAAAAAGUUUUUUUUAAAAAAACAGCAACUGUAUUUUAUAUUUGGUGUUAACCGCCCUGAGCCCGGUCUUGACCGGGGAAGGUGGGGUAUAAAGUAAAAAUUAUUAUUAUUAUUAUUAUUAUUAUUAUUAUUAUUAUUAAAUGCCCGUGCUGAGUGAGACCAGACUGAAAAGUGGAUUUCACUUUUGUACCGUAGCCUAGUUUCUAAAUAUAUACAGACGAUAAGGAUGUUGGAACUAAACAUGGGUUCUUAAUUGCCAUUCCUCUCCUUUAAGAAAGGGGGAAUUAAAUUUAUGCUUUUGUUAAUCUACAAAUUCUGUGAUAUAUUUUGUUGUUUUUGUGUGUGUUUUUAGGAGAAGCUUUUGCAGGCAAUUGAUUUCCGGAAUCAAUAUUCUGAUCGUCCCUAUUUACCUUCAAGUAUUAUACCUCCUGAAAGGAAAAAUGUAAGUGCUUUUUGUAGGCUUACUAUUCUUAUUUAUUAAACUUCUUAGUCAGCCGCAGGUCUCCAAGCGACUUACUUGUAAAGGAAAAUAUGCAAUACAUACACGAUACCGUAGGAGAAAGGGGAAGGCCAUAUAAUACAUUAACAUUUCCUAUAAUGUAACAUUUAUGGAAAAACAAAAAACCAACAUAUCAGCCGUAUAAAUAAUAGCAAACAAUGUUAACAACACUCAAAUAAUAAACGAAGCAACAUCCCCACUCACUAAUUAGCAAAUAAAGAAGACCUCAGCCCCUUUCCUAGUCCAAAAGCUAUUCACAUCGAACCAACCAUUUCCCUGCUUUAACCACCCUGCCUCACCCAGAAGUCUGGUGUCAAAGCCAGCUGUUGCAAAAAUCAGAGCUGGAUGGGUCCCGUGUCUUCCAGGGAUGGUCUGGUGUCUCUCUUCUCCCUUUGGGAGAGAGCAGUAGCAAAGCAGGAAGAUGGUAGCAAAAGUUUUACCUGCUAAGCAGUUGUCCUGGCUACUGCUCCUCUCUUGUUGCAGAGCAGAGACUUGCCUGCCUGCCUGCCUGCCUGGGGAUUCAGCAUCCUGCCUAGUGUCAAGGCCAGCUGUUGCAGAUCUGUGGUUGUGUGGGGAUUUGACAGAUCAAAGUGGGUCCAAACUAAAUUGCUGGGUGGUAGCUCAUGGGAGUUGUAGUCCAAAACAACAGGAGAAGGAACAGGUUGGAGAAGACCAAUUAAUCACAGAAUCAUAAAAUUGUAGAGUUGGAAGGAACCCUGAAAUUCAUCUAGUCCUCAGGGACCGUAUAACACUGGUCCUGAAAGACCUACAUUGACUCCCAGUACAUUUCCAAGCACAAUUCAAAGUGUUGGUGCUGAUUUUUAAAUAAUAAUAAUAAUUAUUAUUAUUAUUAUUAUUUAUUAUUUGUACCCCGCCCAUCUGGCUGGGUUUCCCCAGCCACAUUGGGCGGUUUCCAACAAAGAUUAAAAUUACAUUAAAAUGUCGCACAUUAAGAACUUCCCUAAACAGGGCUGCCUUCAGAUGUCUUCUAAAUACUAAUAAUUUAUUAUUUAAAGCCCUAAACGGCCUCAGGCCAGACUACCUGAAGGAGCGUCUCCACCUCCAUCGUUCAGCCGGACACUGAGGUCCAGCUCCGAGGGCCUUCUGGCAGUUCCCUCCCUGUGAGGUUACAGGGAACCAGGCAGAGGGCCUUCUCGGUGGUGGCGCCCUGCGGAACACUCUCUCGUCAGAUGUCAAGGAAAUAAACAACUACCUGACUUUUAGACGACAUCUGAAGGCAGCCCUGUUUAGGGAGGUUUUUAAUGUCUGAUGGUUUAGCGUGUUUUUAAUAUUCUGUUGAGAGCUGCCCAGAGUGUUUGGGGAAACCCAGCCAGGUGGGCGUGGUAUAAAUAAAAAUUAUUAUUAUUAUUAUUAUUAUUAUUAUCAGUCCAACCCCCUGAAAUGCAGGAAUAUGCAGCUGUCCCAUACAGGGAUUGAACCUGCAACCUUUGCUUUCACCAACAGAGCUAUCAGGCUAAUAUGUACGUAGCAGUUAAAUAAUAAAUAGCGUCGGUGGCAUUGCGCUUGAGAUUUGAGUAGUUUUCCUUCCCCUCUUAACAGAUUCUUUUCGCAGAUAUCUCUAAAGCCCAAUGGCCCACUUCUUGUGCCGAGAAUGGAGCAGCCCGUUUUCACCGUGGCGCUGUGACCAUCUCUUCUCUAGAUGGCCAUGCUAGUCUGACCUUGCCUGUCCUUCAGCAAGAACUAACAGUGGAGUUUUUGUGCAAAGUCAGCCAGAAGUUAUCGGCACCACCAUUAGAUAAAAAGUGUGGCGAAUCGAUCCAGGAUCGGUGUGGAAGAUCUGGCCAGAAUUCUGCCGGGAAGCCGUAUUCUCAGCAGCUGAGAGCAGGAGGAGAAGAGGGUGACUUUGGCAGGUCUGUGGCACAGAAUACGCAGGACAGCAACUCAGGAUCUGUGCAAAACUUAGAGGAGAGCCCCUGGUCUUUCCAGAACUGCUCAUCAGAAUAUUGUUGGGUUACUCAACGUCUGUCUGUGUCCUCCUGCUCCGAAGAAUGGAGGUACCCUUUAUCAUUGGCACUUAGGUUUUAUCAGUUACACGCUGGCAAAGAAACUGAACUGGAUGAAGGAAACACAGAUGUUGGGAUUACAGAGCUUGAUGUAUCACACUCUUCUAGGGCAGUCACUUGUUUGCCUUGGGCUUUACCACUCAGCUGUCAUGCUCCUUAUUUGCACAGGUGAAUUUUUUUUUUAUUUAUUUACUAAAGUAUUUCUAUUUCUGUUCUCUUUUAUUAAGUCCCUUCCCCUAACUAAGGUGGCUAAAAAUCUGCUUAAAAACAGCAGUGAAUUUUCCAUUGUCGCUCUGUGAGGGGAAUAGGGGCUUCAACAUGCUUAACAAACUACGAUCCAGACAGGGGUUUUUUUGUGGGGGGGAGGGCUGUUUAAAACGGUAUGAUACUGCUUCAAAUGUGUAGUGCAGAUGGGGCUUCUUACUGAACAUGGUGGAAUUUCAUCUGGAGAAACAGAUAUAAGAUCAGAUUGCUUUUAGGCUUGAAAGCAAUAUCUACAGAAGGGGUGGUUUACUUCUAGCCCUACUGGGCUCCCAACUCCUACGAGCCUCAGCCAGCGUGGUCAGUGGCUAGGAUCCCCAGCAUAGCUGUCAACUUUUCCCUUUUCUUGCGAGGAAUCCUACUCGGAAUAAGGGAAUUUCCCUUUAAAAAAGGGAAACGUUGACAGCUAUGAUCCCCAGUCUUGCCCUACAGUACUUGUUCUAGAUUGUUUCAGUUGUUAGCAAGCCAGGUGGAUUUAAAUCACUAUCAGUAAGACUUGAUUUAAAUCACUAUCAGUAAGACUUGAUUUAAAUCACUAGUCACUGAGACUUGAUUUAAAUCACUAGUCAGUAAGACAUGAUUUAAAUCAUUUUUUUUACAGAAAAACUCAUUCUUGCUGGUAUAAUCUUAAUAUUUACAACCAGAUGAAGGUUUCGUUUUUUGAAUAAUAAAUUUUCAGAGUAGUUUUUACAGUUAUAUAAAAAAUUACUGAUUUGGUUGUACUAUUAGAAAUACAUAGACAGAUAAUUAUGAAAUCAUUGUGAGGUUUAAUUACCGUAUUUUUCGCACCAUAGGACGCACCGGUCCAUAGGACGCAUCAAGUUUUUUGGGGGGGAAAUAAAGGAAAAAAAAUUAUUUCCCCCCCAGGCGCUUGUGGGGCCGGCAGCGGGGAGAAGCGCUCUUCUCCCCGCAGUCCGCCUUCAGAUCAGGUCCGGGGACAGCAGGAAGACGCGCUGCGUCUCCCCGCUGUCCCCGGAGCUUGGGGGCAGGCAGCGGGGAGAAGCGCUCUUCUCCCCGCCGCCCGCCUUCACAUCAGGUCCGGGGGCAGCGGGGAGACGCGCGGCGUCUCCCUGCUGUCCCCGGAGCUUGGGGCAGGCAGCGGGGAGAGCGCUCUUCUCCCCGCCGCCCGCCUUGAUAUCAAGUCCGGGGACAGCGGGAAGACGCGCUGCUUCUCCCUGCUGUCCCCGGAGCUGGGGGCAGGCCGGGGGGAGAAGCGCUGCUCUCCCCGCCGCCCGCCUUGAUAUCCAGUCCGGGGACAGCGGGAAGACGCGCUGCGUCUCCCUGCUGUCCCCGGAGCUUGGGGGCAGGCAGCGGGAGAAGCGCUCUUCUCCCGCCGCCCGCCUUCAGAUCAGGUCCGGGGACAGCGGGAAGACGCGCUGCGUCUCCUGCUGUCCCCGGAGCUGGGGGCAGGCAGCGGGAGAAGAGCGCUUCUCCCCGCCGCCCGCCUUCACAUCAGGUCCAGGGACAGCGGGAAGACGCGCUGCGCCUCCCUGCUGUCCCCGGAGCUGGGGGCAGGCAGCGGGAGAAGCGCUGCUCUCCCCGCCGCCCGCCUUGAUAUCAGGUCCGGGGACAGCGGGAAGACGCGCUGCGCCUCCCUGCUGUCCCCGGAGCUUGGGGCAGGCAGCGGGGAGAAGCGCUCUUCUGCCCGCCGCCCGCCUUCACAUCAGGUCCGGGGACAGCGGGAAGACGCGCUGCGUCUCCCUGCUGUCCCCGGAGCUUGGGGGCAGGCAGCGGGGAGAAGCGCUCUUCUGCCCGCCGCCCGCCUUCAGAUCAGGUCCGGGGACACCGGGAAAACGCGCGGCGGCUCCCUGCUGUCCCCGGAGCUUGGGGGCAGGCAGCGGGGAGAAGCGCUCUUCUCCCCGCCGCCCGCCUUCAGAUCAGGUCCGGGGACAGCGGGAAGACGCGCUGCGUCUCCCUGCUGUCCCCGGAGCUUGGGGGCAGGCAGCGGGGAGAAGCGCUCUUCUCCCCGCCGCCCGCCUUCACAUCAGGUCCGGGGACAGCGGGAAGACGCGCUGCGUCUCCCUGCUGUCCCCGGAGCUUGGGGGCAGGCAGCGGGGAGAAGCGCUCUUCUCCCCGCCGCCCGCCUUCAGAUCAGGUCCGGGGACAGCGGGAAGACGCGCUGCGUCUCCCUGCUGUCCCCGGAGCUUGGGGGCAGGCAGCGGGGAGAAGAGCUCUUAUCCCCGCCGCCCGCCUUAAAAACAGGUCCGGGGAAAGCAGGAAGACGCGCUGCGUCUCCCAGCUGUCCCCAGAGCUUGCGGGCCGGCGGCGGGGUCUCCCUGCCGUCAGCCUCCAAACCACUUCGGGAGACAGCGGGAUGGCGGCGUUCCGCCUCCCUCUGUCCCCCGACCUUGUGGGGCUGGCGCUGGGGCUCUCCUGAAGCCUGGAGAGCGAGAGGGGUCGGGGCGCACCCGCCCCACACACUCUCCAGGCUUCAGUGAGUCUGCAUUCGCACCAUAGGACGCACACACAUUUCCCCUUCAUUUUUGGAGGGGAAAAAGUGCGUCCUAUAGUGCGAAAAAUACGGUAAGUUAACUGUUUAUAUUUGGACAACUUUUCUGCUGUACUUUAUUGGAAGGAGAAAAAUAAUCGUUUCCUUAAUAACAAUUUAAACAAUUUAUUUAACUAAAGCAAUAACAUUAUAGCGUAUGUAUCCAUGUUUGUUAACUGAUGUGGUUAAACGGUUAGUUUGUUUCUUUUAAAAAAAUAAACUUAGACUGAAUUUUAGCACACAUGAAAAACUUAAAACAAAUCCUUAUUUCCUGAUGAAUAGCCGUAGGACUAUAAUGUAACUUAAAUAGAAAACUAUCUUUAGAAAGAUUUUUCCUCCAAAAGCAUUUUUAUUUUAAAAAUCCAAUUUAAAUAAAAAAAUCUGAUUAUUAUUAUUUUUAAAAAUCAUUGAUUUUUAUCCACCCUGUUAGCAAGGGUUCCAGCAGGAUUUUGCUAAGUUCAGUGUCUGCUGAUUUGUUUCACAGGUGGGAUUUCUCUGAUUUCUUGCAACUGAGGAAAGAGGACAGUGGUCAGUAUUUGUACUCCCAGCCAGUCAAAAUAGUAUGGAGUAAGGGCAUCAUUUACAGGUGUGUAAAACAAAAAACAAAACACAAAAUUUAAUGGAUAACAAAUUAAUAUUGCUUAUCUAACAUCCGGAAAGUUGGGGUUUUUAAAAAUAUACUAAGUUUUCAGAAGAAGUCUCCACGUGAUUUAAGUGAAGAAGAGAGGCUUGAAAACAGUGCCACAAUCUUGGACUCCUAUGCACACUUACCUGGGAGUAUGUGUCUGCCUCUGAGUACAGUAUUGUACAGAGCUACUACUUCUACAGUUGAUGCACUUAAGUCUUGUUGACCCCAAUGAAUUUGAAGCAUAGAUGAUGAUGAUAAUGAUAAUUUUUUAUUAUACAUCAAACAUUAAAAACUUCCCUAAACAGAGCUGCCUUCAGAUGUCUUCUAAAAGUUGGAUAGUUGUUUAUUUCCUUGACAUCUGCUGGGCGGGCGUUCCACAGGGUGGGAGCCACCACCAAGAAGGCCCUCUGCCUGGUUCCCUGUAACCUCACGUCUCGCAGUGAGGGAACCGCCAGAAGGCCCUUGGAGCUGGACCUCAGUGUCCGGGCUGAAUGAUGUGGGUGGAGAUGCUCCUUCAGGUAUUCUGGGCCGGCUGCAGUCCUGUACACGAUGUGACUUCAGCCAACACCACUAUUUUAUCUGUAAUUAAUCCACACAGUCUCAUAAGGUAGUAAAACGCUCAGCAGGACUAACCAGUACUUUCUCUUAGGUUUCUUCUUGGAGCUAGACAGAUAGAAAUCUACCCCGGUGAUGGCUCAGUUUUCAAAUCGGAAGGUUCCUUUUUGGGGAAAUAUUUCACUCGCUAUUAUAUCCAGGAAGGAACGAGGGAGGUAAAUGACGCCAUUUUAUCUUUCAGACCCGUUCUAGAAUAUUUGAGGAACGUUGCUGUAGGUCUUCUAUUAUGCUAUGUUUAUAAAUUACAGUUUCCAUUAUGUUUUCCUUGACACUUAAUGACAGGGAACACCCAGGCAUUUUUAGAGCUAACGGUGAUAUGUCCAACAAAAGGUGGAGAUGUUUGAAAUUGGCAGGCAUGGCAUAGUUUUUCAGUUUGAGCUCAACGUUUUUAUACUCUGUUUCCCUCAGUUCUCAGAGUGGCUUAACAAUCAAUCCCUCUUCACAGGGAACUCUGAGAAUUAUAAAUCUGUGAGGGGAAUAGAGGCCUCCUGACAACUCUCAGUACCCUUAAGAAACGGCAGCUCCCAGAAUUCUUUGGGGGAAGCCAUGACUGUUUAAAGUACUAACAUAGUGCUUUAAAAUGUAUGGUGUGAAUGUGCCUGAGGUUCUUGGUUUGCUUGUUAGAAAGCAAUUUCCUUUUGUUUUUUUGCAUCUUUAAGAGAGAAGAAACAAUGUAUUCUGCAAGCAGUCUACCACCUGAUGUACCUGGAAGUCUCUACUCUGUGUCGACCAUUAUCACUCAAGCUGUAAGGUGAAAUAUUUUGGCUCUGCAUUUUUGUUAGUCCACACACCAAGGGCAUGUAUAGCUGAGCUGAAGGAACAUUUACUGCUUUUCCUGUGUCUUAUGAAGUGCCUCUUGAGUAGCUGACUCAGUUUACAUCAUGACAUGAAAUGGGUUUAGGAAAUGCUGUUUUAUUGGUAGGCUAAGGUGCUAACAAUAAAUAUACAAGUAAAUAUAAACUGACUUAUUUUUGUAAAGCCAGUAUGUCCUUAUGAAACAUCUUUUAUCUUUUUCUUUUUUUAAACUACCUAGAGUUCUUCAACAUGAUCUUGAGCGCAUGCUUUCGUUAACCCAUAAUUACUCUGUCUGCUGCUGGAAGAUGGUGGUAAGUAAGAAUGAAGUUGAGAUCUUGUAAAAUAUCAUGCUGGUCUCUGUGCUCACAGCACUUCUCAAUUUUCAGGGUGAAAAAAAUCUAGGCACAUGGAAAUUUUAGAUUUCCAUUCCCAACCAAUUUGAAGAGUUUAGGGCAGGUAAUUUUGUUUAUAAAGAUGUAUAUUUUAAAUGAGAGAAAAUAAACCUUAUUGACCUAUUGAGCAAAUGCUACAAAUUAUAUAUAGACUCUUUAGGUCCUAUUCUCCCCUAAACUAGAGAGUAUGAAAAUAAAUGAAACUAGAAAAGGAUCAGAAACAGCAAAAGGGCUUUCCAGUAGAUAUUUUUGUCAUUGAAAUCCUACUCAAUAUUGAUCCAGAGCAGAUUCUAAUGUAUAGUUAGUUAGCAGAGUAAGAAACUUGUUGCAGGAUUCCCAAAAAUAGACCAGAGGCAAUUGUAUUUUAUCCAGCAGAGCUUUACUGCUACUGAAGGCAAAUGAGCAUAAUGGUCACAAAUCCAAUACAUUUAGGACUGGCACUGUUCAUAAGAAAUCCAGUUGCAGCAGACUUAAACUUACACUAAGCAUAUUAUGUACAAAACACCAUACCAGAAGGAAAAUAGAGAGUGAAACCCAUGCUCCUUCUGGCCUUACUUUUAGAGUCAGCAUGACCUUGACAGAAAGAGAUAACAGGACCAGUUUAAGAAAGCUGUACUCAGCUUCUCUGAAGGUAUAACCAAAACAUCAUGAACCUUCUGCUUGUUUCCUUUCACACAGAGAAGUUUCCAGAACCCUCUUGAAUUAAACAGAAUAGGAAAGAUCUCUACACAUCAGUUCAAUACUUUCUGCACUAAGAAAUGCAAACGUGACAGUUUUCCCUAUGUUAUAAAUUAGUACUUAUUUUUGUCCCACAUUGUUUGUUUCAGUGUCCUGAGAAGGGUAGAGGACAAAUGUUGCCAGUCCCCCUGGCUGAAACAAUUGUUCCCAAUGUAGGAAGGCUCUUUGCGUAUUCAGAUAAUAAAGUGCAUGCCAUUUUUUAUGAUGGAAUGAUCCUGAACAUGGUGUGGGAUUUCACUUCUCAAGAUGGAAAAUCACAGGUGAGGUUUACAGGGUGUUGGUUUAAUUUGUCCCGUGCUUGGGAGCAUUUACCUCCUGGUAAAAGGUAAAGGACCCCUGGACAGUUAAGUCCAGUCAAAGGUGACUAUGGGGUUGCAGCGCUCACCUCACGUUCAGGCUGAGGAAGCCAGCAUUUGUCCACAGACAGCUUUCCGAGUCAUGUGGCCAGCAUGACUAAACCACUUCUGGUGCAUGGAGGACCGUGACAAGUGUGAGAGCGCACAGACAUGCUGUUUACCUUCCCGCUGCAGCGGUGCCUAUUUAUCUACUUGCACUGGCAUGCUUUUGAACUGCUAGGUUGGCAGGAGCUGAGACAGAGCAACGGGAGCUCACCCCGUUGUGGGAAUUCGAACCGUCAACCAAGAGGCUCAGUGGUUUAGACCACAGCGCCACCCAUGUCCCUUUACUUCCUGGUACUUGUGCAAGAGAAGACAUCAUGACUAUUUCCAGUUUCAGCCUUUCCAGUUUCAUCAUCGCCUUUUACAAAAUAACUCCACAAACAUUUAAAUAGAGACAUUAUUUUGUGGCAACUCUUUCCCUUCAAAAAUGGCUACCACUUGCUAAUUGUUAGUCACAUCCCUGAGAAACUCUGGAGAAUUUGUCUGCUCCCCAACCCCGUCCCUGCUGCAGUUGAAAUUUGGUGAAGUGUGCAUCUUAAAAUUUCUCUGCCCCAAACAGCGCAGUUGAGAAGCCAUUUGCACACAGCUCUGGUUGUUGAUUGUAUGGUUGUCCAGCAGGCAGCAGUCAAAAACCUAUUUAGAGUGGCUCUGCUAUAAACAACAGUAAAAGUGAAUGAGAUUUAUUAUGAGAGUAUGGGAUUUGGGGGUUCGGCCGGUUUGCUUCUGGGGCUGAAGAACUAGGGAUAUAUUAGUAUCCAGAAUUAUACUGACCCACUUGGCUACAAGGAGUGCUCAGAAAUGGAAGCGUGCAGGGAACCAACCUGGAGGGCGGGGACUAGAAAACUAAGCCCCUACCUGAAAAAAAUGACAGCAGACAGGCAGAGGUUACUUGGAAGAAGGGAUGAAGUAGGGUACUUCUACUGAUUACGGUAUCUAAUUUUCUUCUAAGAGACCUCAAGAUGCUAACACGGGUUGGUGCAAACUCACUUCACCUGCAGGAGCACAGCAGCUUAUCCAUGUAGAUCAUCCUGGGCUCUAUGAAAGGUAUUUGUAGGUUUUUUGGAUAAAUUUAGGAAUUUCAGUAUGAUUUAAUUUGCCCAAAAGAGAAAAAUGUAGGUGAAAUAUUUUUCCUUCCUCCUCUUGCUGUAGAAUUUGGUAGAAGUCAUCAAUCCUUUGACUACAGCAGCAAACAUUUUAAUAAACAUUUGGGGAGAUAGUAUUAGACACUGUGUUCGAAACUCCCAUUGUUCUAGGCACGUUUUACGACAGGGAAUGUCAUUCGUGCGAGCAGCUUCUGAGCUCCAGGCGCAGUAUUGCGCUUAAGAUUAAAAGUGCAGAAUGGAAGAAAAGGAGGACCUUUUUCUUCCUCCCCGCUUCCAGCUACUCUCUGAAGACUGGAGAAGAGACCCUCUUAAGAAUAUUACGGGGGUGGGCAGGUGAAGGAAUAGACCAUGGGUUGGCAAACUAACGCCCGGGGGCCAGAUCCAGCCCAAUCACCUUCUAAAUCUGGCCCACAGACAGUCCAGGAAUGAGUGUGUUUUACAUGAGUAGAAUGUGUCCUUUUAUUUAAAAUGCAUCUCUGGGUUAUUUGUGGGGCAUAGGAAUUUGUUCUUCCCCACCAAAAAAUAUAGUCUGGCCCCCCACAAGUUCUGAGGGACAGUGGACCAGCCCCCUGCUGCAAAGGUUUUCUAACCCCUGGACUAGACCAUGUGAAAAACGAACAUAAUAUUUUAGCUGCAGUUCAUUCAUUUUCAGCUUUGCAUCCUUGUUAUUAAAAAAAGCGAACCUAGAUACUCAGUUGUUGUGCCCAUAACCUAGGUUUAAGGUGCCAUUUGGCUCCUAGCUUUCAUAUCUCUGUUUCUGAUUAGGCAGCUGUUUUCCUAGAGCUAUUUUCCUGCACUACUUCUGUGUGCUGUUGGCAGAACAUCAUGUAGGAUCAGAUGCUAAAGUCUUGUCCCCCAACUCCCUCGUGUUCAUUUUUUGCAAUCCAACACUAUCAGAGACAGGCGGGUCUGUUUUCCUUAUUAGGGACAGGAUGCCCCAGCUGCCAUUGGUUCUUUAGUUGGUGUUGCCCAUUCAUGGUGGAUGUAACACAACUUAUUUUUCUCCAACACAGAUACGUAACAACCGUGGUCAAAUGGUGCAGAAGCUUAAACAAGGAUGGAGAGGUGUGUGCAGACGCACCACAGCCGAUUCCUGAAGAGACCUGGUAUGCAUCUUAAAUGGCUCUCAGGGGCCAUCUGUAUUUAUUUUUAAACACAAGUUUAUUCAAUUUUAUUUAUUACCUCUCUUUGGGAACCAUUUGGAUCCAUUAAGAGGCAGGCGGUGGACCAUUCAAAUUGGUCUCUCCUACCUGCGGAGGGGAAGGGUUAGGGAAGUCUAGUUGCACCAGUAAGUGAUCUGACCAUGACACUGCUUUUGUUCCACUGGAACUUAAGUGUCAGAUCACUCCUGGUAAACACCAGAUCUAAGGCAUGUUGUUGUGGUAAUAAGCAAAAUGGUAUUUUGAGAAAUGUGUUCUCAGUUUUAUAUUGGUAUUUUAUAGGUCCGUUGCUGCUGAACUUGAAAAAAUAAGAAGAUUCAAUUGUAUCCUUUUCGAGCACAUUUUGAAUCCACAGAGAAGUUCUUAGCAGGAUUGGAUCAUUCUUUUCUUGAGGCAAGCAAUAAUAAACCUUUUCUAUACUUUGGUUCAGUUUGUUAGGCAAAGUACUAGUAAGGUGUCUGCGAAUAGUAUUAAAAUGUUAAAGGUCCUUCACAUUACUUUGUCAUGUGGCAAUUUAGUUUUAUUUAAGAGAAAGGUUUUUUAUUACUUGGGGUGGGGGUGGGAUAUGCAUUAUGUACUUAUUUAAUGACAUAUUGAAAUAGCCUCUGGAACUUCUUUUAAAUCUUGCAGUGCAAUCUUAGACAUGUUCAGUGGGACUUACUCCCAGCUAAGUGUUAUAAGUUUGCAGACUUACACUGCAAUUGAAACCCCAGCCGGGAAGGAAUGGGGCCACUGUUCCAUCCACAGUCUAACGGCAGGGAUGACUAAUAACCACUUGCUUGUUUUGAGGCUUUCUGUGGGCUGUUCUGCACAUUCGGCAGGCAGAGUUUCACACCAGCAGAGUGACUCUAGCAGGACUCUGCCCAAACUACCCCCACCCCUUUCAAACCCAACACAAAGCAGGUUUGCAUUGCAGCAUGUAUUGAACUCUGUGAUGCCAUCACAAAUAUAGCACAAGACAGCUUAUGAAUUUCCCCAGUUCCCCUGAGAGAAGAGAUUUGGUUUUUGUCUCGCUGUUUUCCCUCCUUAACUAUACAACUACAGUUUUAGUGGAGAACAGCAAUAUUCCAAGUACGGUUUCAGCUGCAAAAAGAAAUCCAUCCUGCAGCACCGACCGGCAGAACAGACCAGAGGAAAUCUUUUUAGUUGAGAAUGUUAGUAAAAAGAACAUAGCUGAGACUCUGGAAAAAACUUCAAAGGUUAUCAGUGAUAUUGACUCUCUUUUAGCUUCCUCUGUAAAGAGAAAUGAGGUCAAAAGUAAUUCCGGUAAUUCUGUCCCUCAUUAAUCUGAUUGAGGUAGAAAAUGAAAUUCAACCGUCCAAGGUCAGGCCACAGAGUUGUUCUGAGUCACUGACUUUAUAGAUAAUUAAAGGCAGGAUUAUAAGUUAAGGAUAUUGUUAAUUUAUUAAUUUGAGUGUAUGUUGUGGGGUUGUUCGUUUAUAUUUUAUUACUUCAUUGUUUCUCUUUGGAGAUAGGUGGGAUAGAAAAUUUUAAUAUAAAUGUUUGUGUAUAUAUAUGUGUGUUUGUGUGUACACAAACUAUGGGUUGUUAUAAAAGGCCAGAGAUGAGAGGAUUUUGUUAUAAUGCCAAAUGUAAUUGCACUGUAUAAUCCUGUACCGAAUUAACAGUUAAGAAUUAGUUAUUUCCUACAUGUUUGAAAAUCACUGGCUUUUAAAUUUCAGCUGUCAUAUUUUAUAACAUUUUAUUCUGAUAUUUAAAGUUUUUUGGUAGAGGCGGGAGAAGAUCUAUACCACUGUUUCUGUUUAUGGAUGUUUGAAUAAAGCCAUACAGGUCAAUUAA